This is a messenger RNA of Rodentolepis nana, 555 nucleotides long. Lineage: Eukaryota; Metazoa; Platyhelminthes; Cestoda; Cyclophyllidea; Hymenolepididae. The record is from the annotation of a GenBank genome assembly.
AUGCCUGAAGAGAAUUCAUCGCCAUUACUGGGGUUAGUGGACUGCAAAAAAUACGCCUGGGUCGCUCUCUCCCUUAUCCUCUUUUUCUUCUGCAUUAUUUUUGUUGUUUCGGGAACCCGCCUGAUGUUUACCAAAGUGGAACCCUCGGAAAAAUGCACGGAUGACCUACUACUCCAAUCCCGACCGGACAUUGCAAAGGCUUGUGAAGAAGAACGAUGGUUCAAACGAUUUAUGAUCAACACAGGCUACGCCAUGAGCUGCAUUGGACUAAUCUUCGGAUUGGGUUUUAUUGUGAUCAACGUAUGCUUCUGCAUCAAAAUGACUCGAAAAGCACGUCUUCAAGAUCAUGAACAAGGUGGAUGUCCUUCGGUGCAAGCGCACACUUCAGAAACGGAUUCAGCCGCACCUCCUGAUUAUGAAGAGGCUUGCAGAGCUCAAAUUGAAAUCGAUGAUGAUUCCAUUAGCUACCGUCCACCAUCCAUUCCUCCUCCACGUCCUCUGCAACAGCCACCUCAAACAAUGGGAGACAAUCGAACCUCACACGGACACAAGUGA